CGUGAUUAAUUGAAGCUGCGGCCCAUCUUUUAGUAGACAGAGUUUUGGGCUUUAGGCCCAACAUAAUGGAUGAAAUAUUUAACACUAAUUCAAGCCAGCUCAUAUUUGUACAUAUAAAUAUAUCACAUAGACUUCUCGUAUUAGGUUUAUACACUCGUCGGCCGCCGUUGCUCUUCUGCUACUUCCUUUCAACCUUCAUCUCCCUGACCGCGGUCCCUUCUUCGUCUCUAAUCUGCAAUCAUGGGGAAAACUCGUGGUAUGGGAGCUGGGCGCAAGCUCAAGUCCCACCGUAGGACCCAAAGAUGGGCUGAUAAGUCUUACAAGAAAUCUCACCUUGGGAAUGAAUGGAAAAAACCAUUCGCAGGGUCGUCCCAUGCCAAGGGCAUUGUUCUUGAGAAAAUAGGUAUUGAAGCUAAGCAGCCGAAUUCUGCUAUUCGUAAGUGUGCUAGGGUGCAGCUGAUCAAGAAUGGCAAGAAGAUUGCUGCUUUCGUCCCCAAUGAUGGUUGUUUAAACUACAUCGAAGAAAAUGACGAAGUGUUGAUUGCUGGAUUUGGGCGUAAGGGACAUGCCGUGGGAGAUAUUCCUGGUGUUAGAUUUAAGGUGGUGAAGGUAUCAGGAGUUUCACUGCUUGCUCUCUUUAAGGAGAAGAAAGAAAAGCCUAGGUCUUAAAUCUCUUUCUUUCUUUAGUAGUGGCUGAGAACUCUGAGCUGGUUUUGAUCUAUGAUUCAAAUGUUUUUUUUUUUGGAAGAUUAUGAUUCAAAUGUUUUGAGUUGAUUUUGUAGACAAUAUACUGUCUUAUUAAGCAUGUCUUUCUAGAUU
Salvia miltiorrhiza (redroot sage) is the source of this 819-nucleotide messenger RNA. RefSeq names its product 40S ribosomal protein S23. Gene Ontology annotation, molecular function: structural constituent of ribosome. The coding region runs from base 241 to 669 and encodes 142 amino acids. The transcript has 4 exons. Lineage: Eukaryota; Viridiplantae; Streptophyta; Magnoliopsida; Lamiales; Lamiaceae. The record is from RefSeq and is a predicted model, not a curated record. Gene Ontology annotation, cellular component: cytosolic small ribosomal subunit; ribosome. Gene Ontology annotation, biological process: translation.